Molecule: messenger RNA, 1662 nt
Organism: Nicotiana attenuata
Lineage: Eukaryota; Viridiplantae; Streptophyta; Magnoliopsida; Solanales; Solanaceae
Product: indole-3-glycerol phosphate synthase, chloroplastic-like
Exons: 10
Coding region: 129-1358 (409 amino acids)
Biological process (GO): L-tryptophan biosynthetic process
Molecular function (GO): indole-3-glycerol-phosphate synthase activity; phosphoribosylanthranilate isomerase activity
Source: RefSeq, a predicted model, not a curated record
CAAAAAGAGUGUUAUAAUCCGGACCCGAACUAAUCUGGUCCAAACCGCCAUCCCAUUCUAUUACCCGAACUAUCGCCCCCACUCUCCGUACGGCGGCCCUACACUUCCACCGCACUCAACACAUUGUUAUGGAAGCUGUAGUGCCAUUGAGAACCACCUUUACCGCGACGGCAACUGCAGCGUCGACGGCAAGACCUAGGCUAUCAUUCCAACCCCUUGCCAAGAAUUUCGCAUUCUCCAGGUUAAUUCCAGCCGGAAUUUCCAGGACUGAUCGAGCUCGCUCUUCGCUGCAAUGUCCCCCCGUUCGAGUUCAACAGGAUGGAUCUGCGGUGGUUUCUGAAGACACCAUUUCUGAAGAAGAUGCUCUCAAAAUAAAGGAGUGGGAAGUGGAGAGAUUGCAAGACGAAAUAGCUGCAAGUCAGGGUAUAAGAAUUAGGAGGAGGCCACCAACAGGACCUCCUUUGCACUAUGUUGGCCCUUUUGAAUUUCAAGUGGAGAAUGAAGGCAAUACUCCAUGCAACAUUCUAGAAGAAAUUAUAUGGUACAAAGACAAGGAAGUUUUGCAGAUGAAAGAGAGGACACCUCUUUCCGCGUUGAAGAAAGCUAUUAGCAGUGCUCCACCUACUAGAGAUUUUCUAGGAGCUCUCAGAAGAUCAUAUUCGAGAACUGGAUUGCCUGGUCUUAUUGCUGAAGUGAAGAAGGCUUCUCCAAGUAGAGGAGUUCUUCGAGAAGAUUUUAAUCCUGUAGAGAUUGCCAAAGCUUAUGAAAAAGGUGGGGCAGCGUGCCUUAGUGUUUUGACCGACGAGAAGUAUUUUCAGGGAAGCUUUGAGAAUCUCGAGGCCAUAAGAAAUGCUGGAGUAGAGUGUCCUUUGCUGUGUAAAGAAUUUGUUGUAGAUGCUUGGCAAAUCUACUAUGCUCGUAUUAAAGGUGCCGAUGCAAUUCUUUUAAUUGCUGCUGUUCUACCAGAUCUUGACAUCAUGUAUAUGACUAAGAUCUGCAAAUUACUUGGAUUGACGGCGCUAGUUGAGGUGCACGAUGAGAGGGAAAUGGAUCGCGUCCUCGGAAUCGAUGGGAUUGAGCUUAUUGGCAUCAAUAAUCGAGAUCUUGGAACAUUCAAGGUGGACAUUAGCAAUACCAAAAACCUUCUUGAAGGAGAACGUGGGAAAAGGAUCCAUGAGGAGGGCAUAAUUGUGGUUGGAGAGUCUGGACUCUUUACACCUGCUGAUGUUGCUUAUGUACAAGAAGCUGGUGUUAAAGCAGUGCUAGUUGGAGAGUCACUUGUAAAACAGAAGGAUCCUGCUAAAGGAAUAAGUGAACUCUUUGGUAAAGAUAUUUCUUGCGAAGGUCACUCCAUUUAACUUCGUAACUCUUUCUUGAAGAGAGUAUUGUUGAGAUUCUUCGCCACAAUCAUUCCCUUACAAUAUGUAUCACAGAGGUCUUCAAUGGAAUGAUGCAUAAUGUAGACUGCAGUUUCAAUGGGAAUACCUUUCUCAAGUGCUAGUUGUAGGUUCCAUUAAAUGUGUAUGAAUUGUGUAUCUCAGGACAACUGAGAGUAUUUUGCAGACGCUCUUGUAAAAACAGCUUAAUUGGGGCAAGAGAUCAUCCUUUGACUGCUAAUAUGAAUUAUAUCCUUUGUGAAUAUGCCUUACCAUCCGAAACCUU